CCCGAAUCUAAGAGGCCCACGUAGUUGCUCAUAGUGCGAACAUACUGUCGUUUUCCCUCCAAAACAUGAUAUAACCUUUCUUUUCUCGUCUGUAAUGGUUGUCGGUUCUUCAACAGCUUAAUUCUUGCGAUGGAAACCAUUUCUUUAGAUUCGGCUGCCCUCGAGCAGCUUCACGGCGAACAAAAAGCUCUCCUAGAUGCUAUCGAUGACCUUCGCAAGCAUGGCAUCGGUCGCUUCGUUGACCUUCCCCAGAUCAUCGUGGUUGGAGACCAGUCAUCAGGGAAAAGCUCUGUGCUUGAAGCUAUUUCUAGAGUACGCUUCCCCGUCAAAGACGGCCUAUGCACAAGGUUUGCAACAGAACUCGUUCUUCGUACCGACAGCCAAACCAAAGUCGAUGUGCGCAUACUGCCAAUUUCGGGUUCCAAUGGGGAAACCAAACAAUUCGAUGAGAAGUCCUUCAACAAAGAGGAUCUACCUCGUAUUGUGGAAGAGGCUAAGAAAAAUAUGGUCUCGGGCGAUGCUGGCUUCUCCGAAGAUGUUCUUAGAAUUGAAAUAAGCAGCCCCGACGUCCCUCAUCUGACCAUGGUUGAUCUCCCCGGCUUUUAUCACUCGGAGGACGAAAAUCAAUCUGCCGCCGGUCGAGAGAUUGUCGAUCGCUUAGCGGAGAGGUAUAUGCAUCGCAAGAACAGCAUUAUUCUUGCCGUCAUCUCAGCGCGCAAUCAGGUCAUAUUGCAGAAAGUUUUAUCCAAAGUCAAGGAGCACGACAAAGAUAAGGAGCGUACCCUUGGCAUUAUCACGAAACCAGAUAUUCUUAUACCUGAUACUCAAGACGAAGCAAACUUCGUCAGGUUGGCCAAAAAUCUUGAUAAUUCGCAUAAGCUGUCAUUAGGAUGGCACGUUCUCCGGAACCGAGGCGAAAUGGAAGCCUCUGACACUGACGAAGAGAGAGACGAGAAAGAGGCUAAGUUCUUCGAGACGGGUCUUUGGUCUAGUGUCCCUUCGAAGAAUAGGGGCGUGGCAGCUCUUCGAAAGAAACUCAGUGGCAUCCUUCUUCAGCACAUCAAGAAGAAUUUGCAAGGGUUGAUCGAUAGUAUCGAAGAGAAUCUCAACGAUCGUAAAGCUCAACUCCAGCGCCUAGGCGAGCCAAGGUCUACUCCAAGGGAGCUAAGGAGGCACCUAGACAAAAUCGCCUCUCAAUUCCAUGUCCUGUGUUUAAACGCAGUAGAAGGAAACUAUGCGGAUGAGUUCUUCGGCGGCUUAUACUCCGUAACUAGUUCGGGAAAAAUAAAUAAGAACAGGAUUAGAAAGCUUCGGGGACUUGUACGUGAUUUAAACCGCGCGUUUGCCUACGUAUUAGAAACCAAAGGCUCGAGGCGCAUCAUCCUCCCCAAGGAUCUUACGAACCGGGACAAUUCAUCGAAACCCGACGAUUCGACCCCAGAUGGGUUAUUUGGAAAAAUCACUGAAAAGUUCACAUUGCCGACGUUUCUUCAGGCAUUGGCUGAUCAAUACCACUUCGUGGAUCCAGAAAAGGUCACAUUCCAAAAGAUAGCCUCCGAGCUAGAAGCUCUCUCCUCCGCCAACCAGGGCAAUGAGUUUCCUGGUACCUCAAACGACCGCUUAGCCGUGAAGCUUUUUCAAGACCAAGCUAAACCUUGGGAAAAUAUUACACGUCGCCAUUUACAACUUGUAUUAGGGAUAACAAAGGCAUUCGUUGAAAAGCUCAUUGGCCAUCUCGUCAAUCCAGACAAAAGGACCUUCUCGGCAAUCCUCGUUGAGAUAGUAGAUCCAUUCUUCGAAGAAAAGUCCACCAUACUUGAAAACAAACUCCAAGAGCUUCUCCGUCACUACAAGAGCGGGAAUCCCCAGCCUUUAGACGCAGAGUUUAGGAUGCUCCUUGCCAAGAGGCGCCAGAAGGACGUUGGGGUUGAUGUCGUCCGAGAUCUGAUGGCAAGCCGACCCGAGUUCUUUACGGAAGCAGCACGGAAGGAACUCGCAAAGCUAAGCCCGUUUAAAAAUACCAGUGAAUUUGGAGUGGACAGCUUGAUUGACAAGUCCGAAACUUAUUAUGAGAUGUCGCUUCGUACCUUCGUCGAUAAUGUAGUCGUUUUGGCCGUUGAGAACUGUCUUAUUAGUGAUCUUCCUUCGAUCUUGACUACAGCAAAGAUAAAUGAAAUGGAAGACAGCGAACUUGAGCGACUUGCCUCAGAGUCGCCGGAAGUUGAGACCGAGCGUAAUGAGCUACAAUCGGAAUAUGAAGCUCUCCAAAAGGGAUUGCGGAUCUGCAACAAGUUCAAGGAGCGGAAAACAACGGCUAUGCAUUCGAUAUUAGUCAAAUCGGAGGUGCCUGCGAAAACCACCAAUGCACCGAAUACUCCCUCUAAUCCUCAAGCGGCACCAGCUAGCUACCCACAGCAAACCCCCCCAGUAUUAUUUAGGGGAUUUGGGGAACAGAAUCUUGCCAGCCAACCCCAAAGUUCUUUCCCGUCAUCCAUGACCUUUGGGGGUGCUUUUGGUACUAGUCUAUUCGGAAACAGUUCCACAACAGCCGUUUCCCCAGGAUCAUCUACGCUCGCGAACCCAUCCUCGUCUACGUCUCAAAGCCCGGCAUUCGGCACGACCAACGGGUUAACUUCGAUAACCUCAUUGUUCAGCCCUGCAAGCACGACAUCACCAUUGUUCGGCUCCAAGAACACGUCGGGGUUUGGGUCCUCCCAAACCUCUUCAACCGCAUCCACAACACCGGAGAAAUGAAUAGACUGGAGCUACCUCCCGUCCGGAGAGACUCCAUUUGUGGAACCUUUAUUAACUAGUAUUGGUUGCUGGUCUGGCCAAAAAGACCUCAUGAAGCACAUAUGUGCUCAACCUCCAUAUGAAAGGUUCUCAGCGGAGGAACUGAGAUGUUUUUCAUUGGACAUCAAGCCGUAGUCAUAUCUAGGUAUAGAUAAAGA
Daldinia caldariorum is the source of this 2951-nucleotide messenger RNA. RefSeq names its product P-loop containing nucleoside triphosphate hydrolase protein. Gene Ontology annotation, biological process: intein-mediated protein splicing. Gene Ontology annotation, molecular function: microtubule binding; GTP binding; GTPase activity. Gene Ontology annotation, cellular component: membrane; cytoplasm; microtubule. The record is from RefSeq and is a predicted model, not a curated record. NCBI's taxonomy places the organism in Eukaryota, Fungi, Ascomycota, Sordariomycetes, Xylariales, Hypoxylaceae. Bases 130 to 2754 code for a protein of 874 amino acids. The transcript has 4 exons.